AUGCUGUCUGCUCCGGUCAAGUCAGCGAAGCGCAUUUCGUCUCUCUUUUCCCUGGGCUCGCACAAAGACCAGGCCUCCCCAUCAUCCCCCACCUUCAACGCAUCAGAUCACAUUCCCAGCGAGCGACGCCGACGACAAAGUACCUCCCGGCUUACUCGUCAUGUCUCGACCCCAACGGCCCUCUACUCGGAACCCCGAACGGUCCCCAGCGAGGGUAUCGACCGGCUCGACCUGGAGGGCUUACCACCACCACCGCCCUUGUCCCACGUGAACAGUGAUUUCUCCAGCAGCGCCCCGACCUCGCCCGUUGACGGCCGACCGAAGAGCAGGGGGCGCGACUUCAGUAGGCCCUCCAGUUCGGCUGGGUUGGCCAUCCCCCGCACAAACACCGAUUCUCGGCCAGGGACACCAUCGAAACGACGAAGCUGGAUGCCGGGUCGCUCAAGGGCCAACUCGGUGGAGAAGCGAGCGUCGAUGAUGCCAAUGCCACAAUUGCCGGGGGCGUGGAUUGCAGGGUUGGACCAGAAGAUUGUCUACGAUCUGGGACCAUUAUCGCGCGGAGAACAGAUUGCCGAACUGUGGAACGAACAGGGCGACACCUAUGUGUACCUUUUCCCCCAAAACACCGGUCGUCCGGCCUCAUUCAAGAUCGAUUCGACCAUUUUCGCCGAAUCUCCCUCCCUCACCUAUCUGGCCCGUGGCACCGAUGCCAACGCGAGAAUCCUCGAGAAACCGACACGCACUCUUUCGCUCAACAACCCAGCGUCCCCGCCACUGGGUGCGCAAGAUCAUUUGGCGGACAAUGACAACGAUAGUUCGGGCAGUCACCGGAUGGACUCGUUUGAUGACGGGCCGGACGAGUUCCAGGAACUACACCUCUACCUGCCGAUCCCUCUCAACAGCGACGUCAGCCUGCCCCAAUUCCAACUGACCCAAGAAGACACCGAGACCUUGCUUCUGUUCCGAAACCUGUUCUCCUUUUUGAUGGGGCAGUCUCUGAUCGCCACGCCCAAGUCUUCCUCUCUCUUCACCAUUUUCAUGGAUAUUGCCGUGCUCCUGGCUCGCUUUGAGUUCUCCAAUCUGGACGGCUCGAACUUUGGCGAGACGGCCACCUCUAGCUUCAGCAACUACUGCGACGAACUGCGACUGUCAGACGUGCGCCGGAGUCGGGAGAAGACCAUCGAGGCCAUUGUGCUGGGUGAGCGCCUGCGCUACUAUCCGCUCUACCUGGAAGGGUUUGUGCACGGAGUCGGAAAGCUGGAUGAGCUCAAGCAAAUUCGCAGCCAGAAAUACCAAUUUAUUCAUCCGAUCACCCAGAAACGAUUGGAGCGCGGCUUCAUCGAUCUCGAUUCGCGCCUUCGUGGGCUGUACGGCAAGCUCCAGGACUUCGACUUCCCGUCGGUUUUCUCAGGCAUUGCCAACUCGACCACGUCGCAGGCAAGCAAGGUGGUACGGUUCAAGAUCUGGAAAUCGAGUUUCCUGGAAUUCCGCCGCUUCACCCUGCAAUACUACCGCCAGAAGUAUGGCGCGUGGCCUCCCAAGGCUCGGUCCAAGAAGAACGAGUUUGAGGAAAGUGGGCUUAACCGGCUCCUCGCAUUGGAUCUCUACCACGACUUUACCGAUCUCUACGACCUGUUGGUGGACCGCACCUCUCUCACUACGCGCACCAUGGACUCGGCUGCGAGUAACGACCCUAUCUCCUCUGAUCCAAAGGAGGUGGCGCUCCGCUCCCUGCGCCAAGUUCUCAGCGAGUACGACCGCAGCACUCCGCCCGUUCUCCCCCCGAUUCCAUUCGACAUCCCGCAAAUGCCGUCUGUGCAACCGCUGCACCGGAAACCCCUUGACCCUAAGAAGGAGGCUAAACAGCGGAGCAAGAAACUCAAGAACUCGGACAUCAACGCUGUGCUGAUGAAUUCGUACACCCGGGAAAGCAUGCGACCCACGCCGUUCAUCGAGAGUUUUAUGCAGUUUGAACGGCGGUGCGCAAAUGGCAAGAGCGUGGACGAUCUCAUUGACUUGCGCUGUGGACAGUGGAUUUUCUUGUACGCUGUCAUUCAGUCACUGCCCAUGCUCGUGGUGGAUGUGCCUGAACUGCAUUACACGGAAAAUGUGGAGUAUUUCCUCUGUAUCGCCCCACGGGGUGGUGCUCCCUGGAUUCACAACGACACCAAGACCGCUCGCAGCUGGUUUGGUGUUGCAGGCGGUGCCGGCGUGGUCAGUCUCCCGUCGGACGUGGUGAUCAACGGUGUGGAAGGCGUGUAUCGGCGAAGCCAUUGCUGGCAGGUGGCUGAACAGUGGGCGGGCACGGACCAGCUGAUCGAACCCCCCAUGAUGGAGGAUGCCUUUGAGGAGGACGAGUCCUCGAUCUCAUCUCCCUACCAGGCCCAUCAGUCCUCGGCCGGAUCAUCCUCGGAUCAUCCGCAGCCGACUCCAAUGAUGAUGCCUGGCGGCGGCCUCACUCCGCCUCCGCCCGCUAUUCCGCGGACAAGCUCACCUGCGUCGCGAUCACGAGCUGACCACCGACACUCGAUCUAUCCGGGUCUGGAAGCGUUGCCAUUGCCCGCAGGCAUUGCUCCCAUCGAACCACCCGCCCGACCUAUCAGUCGGUUCAACCCGAACAUGAGCUUCGACGACAUCCUGAGAGAAGUCCCUCCGAAGAAGGGCAAAAAACACUAA
Messenger RNA from Penicillium lagena, 2676 nucleotides. RefSeq lists its product as uncharacterized. The transcript is spliced from 2 exons. Bases 1 to 2676 code for a protein of 891 amino acids. The record is from RefSeq and is a predicted model, not a curated record. NCBI's taxonomy places the organism in Eukaryota, Fungi, Ascomycota, Eurotiomycetes, Eurotiales, Aspergillaceae.